GAUCAAAGAAUAACAUCAAUGAUCUAUUAUGGGAGGAUAAUCAGCAGGCAGUUUUUUGAUGAAGAUUAUUGGCAAGAAAUGAGUGAUUUUGAAAAAUGUUGUUAUGCGAACAAGAAGAAAAAUUAUGAGUUUUUCUUAAACUUAGGUCUCAAGCCUCAAAAACCUCAUUUCAUGAAAAAAGUGAAGAAUCGUAAAUAUCUCAAUACAUUCAAAGAAAGAAAUAGCCCAAAGAAAAAGAUAGAAAAAUCAGCGAAGUUGACUGAGAAAGUUUCAGAAACUGUGCAAGUAAAGAAGAAGAGCUGUGUCGAUUUUCAUCUCAAACAAGUUUCUGACAAUUUCUGCGAAAAAAAUCAAUCAUGUAAAGUUUCCUUUCAAAACUUAGUGCCAAGAACAAAGGCAUACUUAAAGAAUUUGGAAACCUUACAAGUAUUAUUAGAAAGAAAAUUAGAAAAAUUAGAAGGAUUACGUGUACCGGAAGAUAAAGAGGAAGGUCAGAGAUUGACCACUUUGUGGCUGGGGGCCAACUGCCUCUAA
Molecule: messenger RNA, 534 nt
Organism: Argiope bruennichi
Lineage: Eukaryota; Metazoa; Arthropoda; Arachnida; Araneae; Araneidae
Exons: 6
Coding region: 19-534 (171 amino acids)
Source: RefSeq, a predicted model, not a curated record